Molecule: messenger RNA, 1493 nt
Organism: Nelumbo nucifera (sacred lotus)
Lineage: Eukaryota; Viridiplantae; Streptophyta; Magnoliopsida; Proteales; Nelumbonaceae
Biological process (GO): gravitropism
Cellular component (GO): nucleus
Source: RefSeq, a predicted model, not a curated record
AGAAAGAUGAGUAUCGUAUAGGCAGUGGCAGUGGCAAAUCGCAACUCUGGCAGAAACUCUGAGAGAAAGAACUAAAGAACCAUUCAUUGCCAAAUAACGCGACCCAUUUCUUGAUUUCUUCCAAAUAUAAUGGAAUUCUUCAUUAAGCACUGGUAGCCGCAAAUGCCCCUCGAUUUUAGCACUUUUACCUCCAAUAACAACAUCGUUUACCCAAACAAGGUGAAGGGCAGGCUCGUAAUUGUAAGUGGGGACUGGGUUACUGGGACAUGACAUGAAGACUGACUGAGGUUCGUGGUUAGUUAAAAAAGUGUAAAAAUUCAUUCUGUAAGGAAGCAUGGGCAUUUUGGUAAUUCAAUCAUCGGGAAAACUAGUAUAUAGAGAUAUCAUUUCGGUCAUCCCACAGCUCUCAAGCUUCAUUCGGCUCUCCCUUGUUCACUCACUCUCAGUCACUCAGUCACUGCUCUUUCAUCGUCUCCAAUGGAACAAAAUGAUCACAAGGAACUACAAUUACUCCCAGCAUCCUUGCACCCUUCAUCCUCUCCAACACAUCGUUCUUCAUGUAUGUCCGGUUCUUCCAACCGGAAGUCACGACUGACACUAUCCGAUCCUUUUGAUGGCCCAUCGCUCGACUUGCAGCUAUCGAUCAGCCUCCGGCCAUUUCGGCCACAGUCAGAUUGUCUCCUGGCAGGGUCCCUUCGUGAGGGUGAUGCAAAGACCGACUUGAGCUGCGUUCAGGCACUCAAGUGGCAGGCCGCAGAGCAAAUUCGAUUAGCUACCAUAGAGAAGGCUUAUGCAGAGCAAGUGAGGGAGCUGACGAGACGGGAGAUGGAGUUGGCGCAGUCAGAAUUCAUGCGGGCAAAGCACUUGUGGGAGAGAGCUCGGGAGGAGGUGGAGAAGGCCAAGAGAAUGAAGGAGAUGGCAACCCACCAGGUUGACUCUACGUGCAUGGAGAUCACUUGCCAGGCUUGCCGGCAGCGGUUCCGACCCUAGCGUGCAAACUGGACUCUGGGCUUGGCUCUACUGGUGAUGGAAAAGAGUAAGAGUUAGAUUGUUUAUUCCGGCGAAGAUUCACUGUCGUCUGAUUCAUCGGGAUUACUAACUGAGUGGAGCCAGUUUUUCAUGGCCGGUCCAAGCCAAGCCAACCCAGGAGAGUAUGCAACACGAUCCUGCGGGCGUAGCUCAUCAAAAAGGAGAAAGAAAAAAAAGAAAAGAACAUGAUAAAAUGAAAAGGUUACUUCUUAAUUCAGUUCUCAACGUGACUCGCUAUGAUGAAUAAAAAAGUAUUCUCUUCUUUUAUUGCCCAUAUCAAUUGAAACCAAGUUCUGACUGAAUAAAAAAAAGGAUCUAACUUUUAAAAUUUGGAUGAGAAAGAAUUACACUUGAACUACUUAUCUGAUAUUAGUGUUGAUUGUUGAAGUUCUGAUGUAUUCCUUGAAACAGAGAUCAUCUUGCUGUGCAAAUUGUUUUGUAAGAGGGGUACCUUAGCAUUUUCU